Messenger RNA from Ornithodoros turicata, 1068 nucleotides. RefSeq lists its product as uncharacterized. Gene Ontology annotation, biological process: DNA integration. Gene Ontology annotation, molecular function: nucleic acid binding. Lineage: Eukaryota; Metazoa; Arthropoda; Arachnida; Ixodida; Argasidae. The transcript has 2 exons. The record is from RefSeq and is a predicted model, not a curated record. The coding region runs from base 1 to 1068 and encodes 355 amino acids.
AUGGCAGACGCCACCGCCGAGACAGUCGCGAACACCUUCGUCGCUUCAUGGGUCUCUCCGUUCGGCGUGCCGUCCCAGGUCACUACGGACGGGGGCCCACAGUUCGAGAGCCGUUUAUUCAAGGGCCUCACCGACAUCCUCGGGACAACUCGCGUCCGAAUGACAUCCUAUCACCCUGCAUCCAACCGCCUCGUAGAGCGCCUUCAUCGCCACUUGAAGGCCGCCCUCGUCGCCCACGAAGAUAGGUCACACUGGGUACACCACCUGCCUUUGGUGCCCCUCGGCAUCCGCGCAGCCGUCAAGACCGACAUCGGGUGCAGUGCGGCUGACCUUGUGUAUGGCUGUGCUCUGCGUCUUCCAGCCGAUUUCUUCGUGCCGCCCUCUCCCGACCCGUCCCCAUCCCUCUACCUGGACCGCCUUCAUCGGUUUUUCGACACACUCCGACCCGUUGCCACCCGCGCUUCAUCCACCCGCCGUGCUCACGUCCCCCAAGACCUGUCAUCCGCAACGCACGUGUUCCUGCGCACGGACGCCGUGCGGAAGUCGCUCACGCCGCCCUAUUCCGGUCCACAUCCCGUCCUCCGACGCCACGGCAAGAACUUACGCAUCUCUAUCAACGGCCGAGAGGACGUGGUUGCCGUCGACAGAUUGAAGCCAGCCUACAUGGACCAUGCCACCGUCGACUCCUACACCACUGAUUCCUCAGCCUGGAACGGUUUCCCUCCAACGCUUGGUGUCCCGGCAUCAGCCAACUCUUCCCCAUCAUGCCCGAAGCCCAUCGAGAAACACGUCACGGCUACUUUAUCUGCACCCACCCUGUACAUGACGUUCGCAAUCGCUGCUUCUCUCCUUCGGUCUCAGCUUUUGGCUUCUGACGCCUCGCCUCAGCCCCCUCUGCUAAACAACGAUGCUCCUCUUCUUCAGUCUCGGAUUUUCGCUUUUGACACAUUCCCUCAGCAUUUGCUUGCCUGUGACGCUGGAUAUCCGGAUUCCCAGAAACCCGCUGUCUCCGAAGACGCUGCUGCUCGGCCCGAGGUGCUGAGCGAGCGUCUGCGUCGCCAAUCGUAG